CAUAUAUAGUCGACUUCAUCACCGGGAAAUACAAAUUUGGAAACAAAAUUGAAUUAUUGAGGAAUCGCCUUUAAACUAGUUUGCAAGUCUAAUUUCUAAUGAUUGAUUUUCAUAAAAGGAAUGGCAACUCCAGAGAAUGACUUAGUCCCCAGCAUCAGUCCAGCCAAUGGAGGAAGGGGCUCUGGGUUGAGACAUUCCCGGGCUACACCAGAACUGAUGAAUGUUAGUCCAUUAUCAGAGGGUACUCCUCUUACGGCAAGCCAGGAACCAUCACUAGAAGACUUGCUCAGAAAAAGAGAAUGGCUGUAUUCACAAAGGAACCAGCUUAAGUCUGAGUUACAUACAAUUCAAUCAGAGGCUGCAAGAAACAUUGACACAAUGACUACUAACCAGCUUAGAAACCUAUAUGAUCAGUUGAAAGAAGAUUUACUACAACACAGCACAUUAAAUGAUGGAAGAGAACUUAUACUGAAAGGAGAAUGUUUGAAUGAGGUGACAUUAUCUGUUCUUCAAUGUAAACUCACUGGCCACGAUGACUCAGAAUCUUUAGAAAAGAAAAGGGAACUGGAAACUAUUUUAGACGAGUAUACAACACUGGCGUCUCAUGUAGCAAAAGAACACAAGGAGAACUCCAGUCUGAGAGAAAACCUUGAGAAACUAAAACUGGAAAAUUUUACUCUAAAAAAGAAAUGCAGAAAAUUAUACUCGGAGAUCGAGGAGAAACGGAGGGCCAAAGAAGAGGAGUUAAAAGCAUUGACAACUGACGCAGAUGGUAAAAGCAUUCAUGAAGUGAUGCAGGCCAAACUACAACUGAACUACAUUCAAAACAAUGUGCUACAAGGCCUCAUACUGGGCAGCGGACUUAACUGGGCGCAGGAUGAGAAAUUGUGUGCUCUUAUGCAGGAGGCCGGCAAGACUUUACAUAUGUAGAAAACAUGCGUUCGAGUCUUCAUGUGACAAUUUUAGAUGACCAUAUCUAUGCUUUUGUCAGCAGGAUUGGAAAAUAUCUACUCUUAUGCAGGACACCGGCAAGACUUUACAUAUGUAAGGAAUGAGGGUUCGAGUCUUGAUGUGACAAUUUUAAAUGACCAUAUUACUGCUUUUGGUAGUGCUAUUAGAAUUGUUAUAACUGAAAACAUGCUUUUUGCUAUACAGUUUUUAGCUGAUUUGACAGGAAAGGUUGGAGUUACUGUAUUUAUCAGAGUCUGUUCUACAUUGUCAUAAAGCUUGUGGCCUAGCGGUUAAGUUGUAUGCCUCUCAACGUGGAGGUCGUGGGUUUGAACUCUACUGGGGUUGCAAUCAGGUUUUCCCACAUGAUCCUAGUCUUGACAAAUGUCCAGAAAGUGGAAUGGAAAAGUUCCCAUCAAAUAGGCUUGAACCUUUCUAGAAUAGAUUCGAAAAAAACUAUACAUUUGUAUAUAUUUAGUAGUUUUAACUGUUUUGCAUAAAAACCUUUGCAGUAAAACGUCAAAUAGACUUGAACCUUUCUAGAAUAAAUUCGAAAAAACUAUA
Messenger RNA from Ruditapes philippinarum (Manila clam), 1512 nucleotides. RefSeq names its product centromere protein H-like. Bases 121 to 930 code for a protein of 269 amino acids. The record is from RefSeq and is a predicted model, not a curated record. Gene Ontology annotation, molecular function: kinetochore binding. Gene Ontology annotation, biological process: kinetochore assembly; mitotic spindle organization; chromosome segregation. NCBI's taxonomy places the organism in Eukaryota, Metazoa, Mollusca, Bivalvia, Venerida, Veneridae. Gene Ontology annotation, cellular component: nucleus; kinetochore. The transcript has 9 exons.